AUGCACGAUGUUCCCUUCGUCUGGAUUCCCUCCUCAUCCUUCUCAUCUCUUUAUCUUGAACGAUCGAGUAUGGCUGUUAAUCGACCGUUGACACAACCAUUUCCUCGAAAGAGUCGGAGAAGACCAAAACCAACAACAUGGCCAAAAUCACUCAAACCCAUCCAACGCAUCCUCACCCGCGAAUUGGACAUCACCCGUCGCAUGCUCGCAGACAACAUCCUCGCCUCCUUCACCCCCGGUCUGGUCCUCGUCACAGCCGUCUCCCUCCGCAGCAACCUCUCAACAUGGCACACGCUCACCGACCUCGCAAGAGCGACUCUCCUCUGCAUUCUGUACACCUACAUCUUCGACGCCGUCAACCAAGCCAAGGGGACUAAAGAAGACAAGAUCAACAAACCCUACAGACCCAUACCCUGA
Messenger RNA from Zasmidium cellare ATCC 36951, 417 nucleotides. RefSeq lists its product as uncharacterized. Bases 1 to 417 code for a protein of 138 amino acids. Lineage: Eukaryota; Fungi; Ascomycota; Dothideomycetes; Mycosphaerellales; Mycosphaerellaceae. The transcript has a single exon. The record is from RefSeq and is a predicted model, not a curated record.